AUGGCUCGUUUCGCCGCUCUUCUUCCCCUUGCCUAUGCACUGGGCGCCUUUGCUCAGAGUGUGGCAUACAAUGAUCCCAACACUGGCAUUGACUUCAUGAGUUUCCAGGACUCCGAGUCUGGAGCUCGAUUUGGUGUUGCUACACCUGAGACUCUGGGUAAGGACUUUAUCGGUCAGAUCGUUGCCCCCACCAUCCAGGGAUGGGCCGGUCUUGACAUGUCAGCCCAAAUGGCCAAUCACAUCCUCGUCGUUGCAUGGCCCGAUGGCGACAAUGUCCGAAGCUCUGUCCGUGAAGCCUCAGGCUACACUACACCUCCUGUCUACACCGGAAACGCCACAACCACUCCCAUCGCCAACGGUACCUUCGUCAACAGCACUCACUUCUCAUACACUUUCGUCUGCAACGGCUGCAUUACUGGCGACGAUGACAGCUUCCCUAGCACCGUCAAGGGUAAUGCGUUCGGAUGGGCUUUCUCCGAUGAUGCUGUUGCUAAGCCUUCUGUCCUGGACACUGCUUUGAACAUGCACUCUGGGUUCGGUGCCUUCGCGGUCAUCUUCGCCAACUCGUCGUCCUCCAGCUACGACACCUGGGCUUCGUGGGCUGAAGCAGCUGCUCCUGCCCCUAGCACACCUACCAAUGGUACUAUUGGAUCCGGUCAGAAUGGCACUUCUACCGUUCCGGUUGCCACUACCCUGAACACGACAUAUGACUACAUCAUCGCCGGUGCCGGUCCCGCUGGCAUCAUCGUUUCUGAGAGACUUGCAGAGUCUGGUGCCGAGGUUCUCUUGAUCGAGCGUGGUGACGCUUCCACCUAUGCAUCAGGUGGUCGUGCCGUGGAGUCCUGGAACGACACGGUCACGCAAUACGAUGUCCCCGCCAUGGCCUACUACCUUUCAACUGCUGGUGUCACCAACGAGUACUGCACCGACACUGCCGACCAAGCUGGAUGUCUGCUCGGAGGCAGCAGCAUGAUCAACGCCUUAAUGUUCGUCCGCCCUCAAGAACGCGACUUCGACGACAAGUGGCCCACCGGUUGGAAGUGGUCCGAUGUUUCGGCUUCCGCUGAGAGCUUUUACGAGAGAAAUACUGGUACCAUUUCUCCCUCCAAAGAUGGUCAACGAUAUGACCAAGGUGCUUAUGAUGUUCUGUCCACCUUCUUCACUAGCAAUGGAUGGUCAUCUGUAAAUGCGCUUGAGGAACCUAACAAGAAGACUGAUGUCUUCUCGCACCCUCCUUGGAACAUCCAGGAUGGGCUUCGUGCUGGCCCCGUUUUGACUUAUCUUCCUCUCGCUAAGGCGAAGAAGAACUUCCACCUCCAGUUGAACAGCACAGUCAUUCGUGCCGUUCGCGAGUCUUCCUUUGUCACUGGAGUUGAAGUUGAGCUUUUGGAUGGCAGCCGCCAAAUCAUCAAUGUGAAAACUGGAGGCAAGGUCGUGCUUGCUGGCGGUGCACUCAGCACUCCCCGUAUCCUCAUCAACUCAGGUAUCGGCCCUGCCGAGCAGAUUAAGAUUGUACAGAGCGGUAGCGUUGCUGUGACUCUUCCUCAAGAGGCUGAAUGGAUUGAUCUGCCUGUCGGCAAAGGUCUCAAGGAUCAUCCCAUCGUCACCCUGAAGUUCAAGACCAAGUCUUCAUUGUCUUCUCUGGAUACCACUGCCUUCACAGCUCCUAACAACAUGGACAUCGACUCCUUUGCUCAAGGUAGCGGCUUGCUCGUGCAGGGUGGCCAACGCCUCAACUUCUGGUCCUCGGUCAACGGCACAGAUGGCAUCGAGCGCUUUGUCCAGGGAACUUGCAACUCGCCCUCCAACGACACUAUCAAGAUGAAGAUCUACCUUACACACGGACUUACCUCUGUUGGCGAGAUCGGUGUCACCGCAUCCGGCAAGACUGAAUAUAUUACUCAGCCUUGGUUCACUACGACUGAGGACAAGGACGCCCUUGCUGCUUUCAUCGACAGACUCAUCAGUUUCACAAAGACUGCCAACUCCACUCUUACUCUUGAUGCUGGGCUUACUGCCUCCUCCAACGUCACUGGUGCAGACCUCAUUAAGACUUUUGUUACCGGCAGCCACUUUGUCGGUACUGCAUUGAUGGGAACAAAGGAUGGUCGCAAGGGUGGUGAUGCAGUCGUGGACUUGGAUACCAAGGUUUAUGGUACUGACAACCUCUUCGUUGUCGAUGCUUCCUUCCACCCUGAUUUGCCUACUGGCAACACACAGGCGAUCGUCAUGGUUGCCGCUGAGGCUGCAGCCAAGAAGGUCCUCGCUGUCAAGGUCAGUGGCGGUGAUGAUACUCCUGCUCCUUCGUCCACUAUUUCUGCCCUCCCUACCUCGUCUGCCGUCUCAUCCACUGCUGUGGCAACCUCCUCGGCUGCUGUGACAUCGGCUCCUGGAUCUGCUUCUAUCACUUCUGCACCUACGGCAGUCGCUUCUGAGACGGCUACUUUCAGUGGUACUACGGCUGUCACUUCUGUUGCCGUGCCUAGCCCUGCUUACACUGAGGUGCCUAUGUAUGGUCGUUGCGGUGGUAUUGGCUAUGACGGUCCUACGAAAUGUGCACCUGGGUCCAAGUGCAAGGUCCAGAAUGAUUGGUACUACCAAUGCGUGUAG
Messenger RNA from Aureobasidium namibiae CBS 147.97, 2610 nucleotides. RefSeq names its product FAD/NAD(P)-binding domain-containing protein. The coding region runs from base 1 to 2610 and encodes 869 amino acids. Gene Ontology annotation, molecular function: flavin adenine dinucleotide binding; oxidoreductase activity, acting on CH-OH group of donors; cellulose binding. The record is from RefSeq and is a predicted model, not a curated record. Gene Ontology annotation, biological process: carbohydrate metabolic process. NCBI's taxonomy places the organism in Eukaryota, Fungi, Ascomycota, Dothideomycetes, Dothideales, Saccotheciaceae. Gene Ontology annotation, cellular component: extracellular region. The transcript has a single exon.